Sesamum indicum (sesame) is the source of this 1354-nucleotide messenger RNA. RefSeq names its product Mitochondrial substrate carrier family protein (gene MSFC1). Gene Ontology annotation, molecular function: succinate:fumarate antiporter activity. The record is from RefSeq and is a predicted model, not a curated record. Gene Ontology annotation, cellular component: mitochondrion. Gene Ontology annotation, biological process: succinate transport; transmembrane transport; fumarate transport. NCBI's taxonomy places the organism in Eukaryota, Viridiplantae, Streptophyta, Magnoliopsida, Lamiales, Pedaliaceae.
CUCAAAAUCAAUCCCGCCGUACAUGAAGGCAUUGUCUGGAUCCCUAGGUGGCAUAGUCGAAGCCUCAUGCUUACAACCCAUUGACGUCAUCAAGACCCGGCUCCAGCUCGACCGCUCCGGUACCUACAAGGGGAUAAUUCACUGCGGCACCACCAUCACCAAGACCGAAGGCGUCCGCGCUUUGUGGAAGGGGUUGACUCCUUUCGCCACGCAUUUGACUCUCAAGUAUGCGCUCAGGAUGGGGUCCAAUGCGGUCCUACAGUCCGCCUUCAAGGACUCGCAGACGGGGAAUCUCAGCCACCAGGGUAGGUUGUUAUCUGGGUUUGGUGCUGGUGUGCUCGAAGCUCUUGUUAUCGUCACUCCAUUUGAGGUGGUCAAGAUCAGACUGCAGCAGCAGAGAGGGCUGAGUCCUGAGCUCCUAAAAUACAAGGGACCCAUACAUUGUGCUCGCAUGAUCAUCCAGGAAGAAGGCGUGUUUGGUCUGUGGGCAGGAGCCGCCCCAACUGUGAUGCGCAAUGGAACAAAUCAAGCUGCCAUGUUUACAGCCAAAAAUGCAUUUGACGGAAUUCUAUGGAAUAAGCAUGAAGGCGAUGGGAAAGUGCUCCAGCCGUGGCAAUCUAUGAUAUCAGGUUUCCUUGCGGGAACCGCUGGUCCAGUAUGUACCGGGCCCUUUGAUGUUGUAAAAACAAGGCUUAUGGCACAGAGCCGAUCUGGUGGUGAGUUGAAAUACAAAGGUAUGUUUCACGCUAUCCAAACAAUAUAUGCAGAAGAAGGACUACGAGCACUGUGGAAAGGACUAUUACCCCGGCUAAUGAGGAUCCCACCUGGCCAGGCCAUUAUGUGGGCUGUAGCUGAUCAAGUAACUGGUUUUUAUGAGAGGAGAUACUUGUAUAAUGCACCCCUAUAGCUUCCCUCCAUUAUUGUCUUUUGUCGUUUUUUUGGUAAGGUGCUCACAUUCAUUUGAGGAACUGAAAUUGUUAGAGCCGUCAGCCAUUCACCUUAACUCAUAUGCAAUAUAGGACUGAGUUAGCUGGCUAAUCCAUCGGAUAUCUUGAGCUUGGACUUUAUUUUAGGUUAGUAUUUCAUGUGAUAACUUGCAAACGGAUUGAUUGCAAGGAUAAAAAAAACUAUUUGUGGCGCAUGCCUUUGUUCUCGUGUUGUCCAUUCAUGAUUCGAGCACAAUUGCUAUUCUUGUUGUGUACUGAGAGGCUUUUGUUAUUCUGAUAAGGUGGUCGGCCCCUUGGAAGUUAGAACGGGAAAUAUUUAUGAAAAGAUGCACCACUCCAGUUCUUUUUUGAUCAUUACAGUUGCUAUCUUGGAACUUGUUUAAGAAAUAGGGCUGUUUGCUUUCAUU